AUGGCUGUUGCAGUCGGCGUCAGAGCAGCUCUAGUGCCGGGGUUAGCACGGGCUCUGGUUCUGGGACUAAGGGGCAGUCAAGCAGCAAGAUGGAGGGGGUGGGGAACUGCAGCUCCCGGCAGCCUCUGGGCUUCGUGUGAGCGCCCCGCGGGCCGCCGGGAGCUGUGGUUCCGCGGGCGGGCAGCCGGGGCUGCGCGGUCUGAGCGCUUGUUACACCCCGCGCAGGAUUCGGACGGAGAGCGCGAGGACUCCGCGGCUGCGCGCGCCCGGCAGCAGCUAGAGGCCCUGCUCAACAAGACUAUGCGCAUUCGCAUGACAGAUGGACGGACACUAGUCGGCUGCUUCCUCUGCACUGACCGUGACUGCAAUGUCAUCCUGGGUUCGGCGCAGGAGUUCCUCAAGCCGUCCGAUUCCUUCUCUGCCGGGGAGCCCCGUGUGCUGGGCCUGGCCAUGGUACCAGGACACCACAUCGUUUCCAUUGAGGUGCAGAGGGAGAAUCUGACCGGGCCUCCAUAUCUCUGACCACGAUGGCGCAUACCUUUCAGACUUCAUUAAACUUAUGACCGAA
This is a messenger RNA of Symphalangus syndactylus (siamang), 568 nucleotides long. It is a transcript of the gene NAA38, whose product is annotated as N-alpha-acetyltransferase 38, NatC auxiliary subunit. Lineage: Eukaryota; Metazoa; Chordata; Mammalia; Primates; Hylobatidae. Gene Ontology annotation, cellular component: NatC complex. Gene Ontology annotation, molecular function: RNA binding. The record is from RefSeq and is a predicted model, not a curated record.